AUAAGAUCUGUUCUUAGCAGUGGUAGGUGCUCACUCACAAGUCACAAUGGCGCUUAAAGGCUAUAAGUUCUUAAGCUGCUGUUGCUUAUUCUUCAUCGUCUUAACAAUACACGCGGUAACACUCGCUUCUGCCGAUGCGAUCCAAGGUUGCGGUGGUUUUGUCGAGGCGAGCUCAUCUUUGAUCAAGUCAAGGAAGCCAACCGAUUCGAAAUUGGACUAUUCGCAUAUCACGGUUGAGCUGCGUACCUUGGAUGGCUUGGUGAAGGAUAGAACGCAAUGUGCUCCAAAUGGUUACUACUUCAUCCCAGUUUAUGACAAGGGUUCUUUUGUUAUCAAAAUUAAAGGACCUGAAGGAUGGUCAUGGGACCCAGAUCAGGUUCCUGUGCUUGUCGAUCAUACUGGCUGCAAUGGAAAUGAAGAUAUAAAUUUUCGGUUCACAGGGUUCAGUAUUAGUGGAAAAGUUGUGGGAGCAGUUGGUGGUGAGAGUUGCUCAUCUACAAAUGGUGGUCCAUCAAAUGUCAAUGUUGAGCUUUUGAAUCCCAGUGGGGAUCUUGUAUCAUCUGUUUUGACAUCGGUAGCAGGAAGUUACUCUUUCACCAACAUAAUUCCAGGAAGAUACAUCCUACAUGCAUCCCAUGAUGACCUGAAUAUCAAAGUUGAAGGUUCCACAGAGGUUGAAUUGGGGUUCGGAAAUGGUGAAGUUGAUGAUAUCUUCUUUGUCUCUGGUUAUGAUAUUAGUGGAUCGGUAGUUGCACAGGAAAACCCUAUUUUGGGGGUUCACUUUUAUCUGUACUCUAAUGAUGUCAAGGAAGUGCACUGCCCACAGGGUUCUGGUAAUGCCUCUGGACAUAGCACUGCUCUUUGUCAUGCCAUAUCCGAUGCUGAUGGAACAUUUAAAUUUAAGUCUAUUCCAUGCGGGGCUUAUGAGCUUAUUCCUUAUUAUAAGGGCGAGAAUACAAUUUUUGAUGUUUCCCCUCCUUCUGUCGCGGUGACUGUUAAGCAUGAUCAUGCAACAAUAUCUGAAAAGUUUCAGGUACAUCAACAAGAUAUCAAUCUUUAAAUUUGCUUGUGAGUUGGGAAUAUCUGUCAUAUUUUCGCCUGGGUUACCUAUUCCCUACGCUGUUAAUCGUGCCGCUAUAGCUGUGGUAUCGUGGUUCGUGGUUCGUGGUCAUUGAUGGAAUAACGGUGGCAAAAUAGCGGGGGAAAUYGUGGUGCCACCAAUAGCGGCACUAUUUACUGCUAUUUGUCCUCUACUCUAGCUCGCUCCGGAGCUUGACUAUUUUCUUGGUUUUUACUUCUCUAGCCCUCUUCUCCAUAGGGUUGUGAGUAGUCAUUCCUUUUUCUUAUAAUUGUUAGUGGGUUCAUCAUUUUUCAGGUGAUUGAUAGGUUCUAUUCAAAUUUAUUUUUAAUUGUGUUUUGUAAAAGAAUUUAUGGGCUUUUAGUUCAAAUGUGCUUUUGGACAGUCUAUUGUUGACUCAGUUAAGACUCUCAAAUUGUUUUAAUUGUCAGUGGGMUCAUCACUCUCAUAUUAUUUUAGUUUGUUUUCGUGUUUGGCCUUUGCAUUUUUAAUUUAUAAACCACCCAAACAUUUUUAUCAACCAAAGUCUUUUCUAAGUUGAUGUUUUGAUGUUGAAACUAUAUAUUUUUAUUCAAUACAUAUACUAUGUUAAGUUAUACAUACAUAUAACUCUAAUUAUUAUAUAGACCGCUAUACCACCGCAUUACAAUCGSGAUAGCUUCUAUAUCAAUUCAUGGGCCUGAUCUCUAUUUUAGAUUUUGACUGCCAUAACAAGACCUAUUCCAAACUUGAUAAGUCCUAAUUUAUCAAGGACAAUUAGGAUAUUUAACUCUCUCGUUGUAACAUCCCUUAAUUCCUAUCUUCAAGCUUGAUUAAGUAUAAAGAGGGAGAUUUCUUGUUUUUGGUAUAGAACUAAUGGUAACACUUCAAUCACUAUUUAUARGUAAAUUCAUUGCAUUAGCUACUUGUUUUUCUUGCUCCCAAAAUGUACUCUUAUGAUAGUUUAACACCUCAUUUUUGAGGAUAAGAGAAUCUUGACACCUCAUGCUUAAUAUAAAAGAAUCUUGCACCUCAUGCUUCUAGCUUUUAUUUAUCAUGCUUCUAGCUCUUGCUUGUCAUCAUGAAUUUUGCCAAAACAUGUUUCUAGCCUUGACAACUCAUAACUAGCUUGCUUUGUCAUAAAGAGUAGGCUUGCUUUGUCAUAAGAUUUUUGUGGCUCAUGUUGUUUGUUUAUAAGUAGCUUUGUAAGCUAAUUCCCUUAUAAAUAUGAUAGUUUAAUAAAUGCUACAGCUGUUGGACUCUUUUAAGAGUACUUAAUUUGCUUACAAAAUCUURUWUUUAAGGCUUAAACAUUGAGAUUUAGCAAAUAAAGAAACUAGGGUGUUACAAUUCUCCCUUUCUUAUAAGAAUUUCGUCCUCGAAAUUUUACUCAAAAGGAUGUGGGUACUUAUUCCUCAUUUUUGACUCGGCUUCCCAUGUUGCCUCUGAUCCAUGAGAAUAGUCCCAAUGAACUAAUACCAACGAUACCUCUUUGUUUCGAAAUUUUUUAAAUUUUAUGCUCAGUGAUAGUUAUGGGAUCUUCUASGGAUUUAAGUUUAUCAUCAACCRAGAUUCCUUCAACCUCGUUUCCGUAACAUCAAAUAAGUCACCAACCAUCUUCCAUUCCUUACCAUUUAGAUAUAUGCAAACUCAAAAUAUCUUAUAACUUGCUAUAUCAUACUUACAUUUCAACUUAGUUCGACACAAUAGUAUCAUAAACUUUACAUUUGCURAAGCAUUCUAACAAUAGUUCAAUAGCCUAACACGUAUAAUUGCUACUAUAAGAAGUAUAUMUCUUCAUGUCUGUUUCUUCAUGUCUUACUUUGAUCUUACGUGAGAUAGUUCCUAUUUCACCUAUCCAUCUUAUAUUAUACACAUGUAYUAAUUCUUCAUUCAAGGUUUGUAUCUUAAGCGUAUUUUCAAACACCACUUCUGCGUCAUUCUUUGACAAGGAAACCAUUCCGAUAUUAUAUCACUUUUUUCCUAAGCACAUCAACUUAACUAGGUAAUWCUUACCAUUUAGAUUGAUCGAACAAUCCUCAAGAAUCUCAUUAACCUUUGACUGACCACCAUCARUGGUURUUAGUACCUUACUCUUAUUCUAGUCGUUUAGCUCUUAUAUUCAAGUAGUUGACUCGAAGCUUCUAGAUGUACUUGAAUCGAAUAAAACUAGGGUACAAUAAUUAUUGCCAAGAAACACAUGUUGGUGAUUCCUUAGGCCUC
Molecule: messenger RNA, 3280 nt
Organism: Cynara cardunculus var. scolymus (artichoke)
Lineage: Eukaryota; Viridiplantae; Streptophyta; Magnoliopsida; Asterales; Asteraceae
Product: nodal modulator 1-like
Exons: 10
Coding region: 47-1060 (337 amino acids)
Cellular component (GO): endoplasmic reticulum membrane
Molecular function (GO): carbohydrate binding
Source: RefSeq, a predicted model, not a curated record